This is a messenger RNA of Bufo bufo (common toad), 2305 nucleotides long. RefSeq names its product serine hydroxymethyltransferase 2 (gene SHMT2). Gene Ontology annotation, biological process: regulation of oxidative phosphorylation; folic acid metabolic process; tetrahydrofolate interconversion. Gene Ontology annotation, cellular component: cytoplasm; cytosol; nucleus. The record is from RefSeq and is a predicted model, not a curated record. Lineage: Eukaryota; Metazoa; Chordata; Amphibia; Anura; Bufonidae. Gene Ontology annotation, molecular function: protein homodimerization activity; serine binding; pyridoxal phosphate binding.
ACUAGCGUGGCAGGUCGCGAGUGCGCAGCCUCAGUCACAGUCACACGUGGUUCUCCGGUGCUGCUGCUGGUCGGUGCUGUGCGGGAGGCUCCGGCUGCAGGUUCCUGUGCGGCCACGCAUCAUGUUACCGUUCUCACUGCGGCGUCUGGUCCAGCCUUUAAGAAGAUGCUGCCAUGUGCGAGCCCAGCAUACAAAACCUGCAUCUCAAGCUGGGAGCCAGUUCUGGAAUGGGCAGGAAAGCUUGGCUGAGAAUGACCCUGAAAUGUGGGACCUUGUACAGAAGGAGAAGGACAGGCAGUGCCGUGGACUGGAGAUGAUCGCCUCUGAGAAUUUCUGCAGUCGAGCGGCUUUGGAAGCACUUGGUUCCUGCCUCAACAACAAAUACUCUGAGGGCUAUCCUGGAAAGAGAUAUUAUGGAGGGGCUGAGGUGGUGGAUCAGAUAGAGUUGCUCUGUCAGCAGCGAGCAUUGGAAGCCUUCAGACUGGACCCAGGAAAGUGGGGUGUGAACGUGCAGCCGUAUUCUGGGUCUCCCGCCAAUUUUGCAGCGUACACCGCUCUGCUGCAGCCACAUGACCGCCUCAUGGGGCUCGAUCUUCCAGAUGGAGGGCACUUGACCCAUGGGUACAUGUCUGAUGUGAAGCGCAUAUCUGCUACCUCGAUUUACUUUGAAUCUAUGCCUUACAAGCUAAAUCCAGCCACUGGGUUGAUUGACUAUGACCAACUGGAGAUGACAGCCCGACUCUUCCGCCCGAAGCUCAUCAUCGCCGGGACCAGCGCUUAUGCAAGAUUGAUUGAUUAUGCCCGCAUGAAGAAGGUAUGCGACGACGUGAAGGCGUACCUCCUGGCUGACAUGGCGCACAUCAGUGGUCUUGUAGCGGCAGGUGUGAUUCCAUCUCCUUUUGAUCAUGCUGAUGUGGUCACCUCUACAACUCACAAGACUCUCCGAGGAGCCAGGUCUGGACUGAUAUUUUAUCGUAAAGGCGUGAAGUCGGUGGAUAAGAAAACCGGAAAAGAAAUUCUUUACAACUUUGAAGAUAAAAUCAACUUUUCAGUUUUCCCUUCAAUCCAAGGAGGUCCUCACAAUCAUGCAAUAGCGGCAGUAGCAGUGGCACUAAAACAGGCCAGUUCUCCGAUGUUCCAGCAAUAUGCCGUGCAGACGCUGAAAAAUGCCAAGGCCAUGGCAGCCUCCCUGCUCCAGAAGGGUUACACGCUUGUUUCAGGAGGUACCGAUAACCAUCUGGUUUUAGUAGACCUGAGGCCCAAGGGUCUGGAUGGAGCCCGGGCUGAGAGGGUGCUGGAGCUGGUGUCCAUAACCGCCAACAAGAACACAUGUCCUGGAGAUAAGAGCGCUAUUACUCCUGGUGGCCUAAGGCUGGGUGCCCCUGCUCUCACCUCCCGCAAUUUUAAAGAGGACGACUUCAAAAAAGUGGUUGAUUUUAUUGACCAAGGAAUUGCUAUUGGACUUGAUGUGAAGAGCAAGACAGCUAAACUGCAAGACUUCAAGAACUUCCUUCUCGAGGACCAAGACACAGUACAGCGCAUUGCAGAUCUCCGUCAGCGUGUAGAGAAAUUUGCCCGUGCCUUCCCCAUGCCAGGGUUUGAGGAACGUUAAACUAUGACUUGUUUCUGAGAAGACGGCUACCUUCAUUUUGCCCUCUACCAUCUGUAGCCCAUCUGUACCAAUUAACUUGGACAUGCUUUCCUGUUACUAUGCAUUACUCCUUCUCCAAACAUUUUUCUAACAGACUCCUUCCAGCAGAUUCAAUUUUCUGUGUUGGAGUCGGCUGUAGGACUGUAUGGACAGAUUGUGUAGCCACAGCAGUGGAUGUUCAAGUGGCAUUUUUAGGUUUCAUUGGCUGUCAAUAAAAGCAAUAGCAUACAUUGUCUGGAUUCCAUGCCUAUCUUGAAAUUAGACUGGCCAACAUGUACCACCUCAAUGUAAUACUUUGCUACCUACAACAUAACCACCUUUUCUUUUUUUGUGACCUUUACUAAGGCUCUUGGCAUAAUUUGGGUAUUUUAUAAAAUCGGUCAUGGAGAAUGUUCAUGGAGUAAGCUUGUUAGUGUAUUGUAGACAAAAAUGUAGUGUGCCUCCAGUGAAAAAUUAAAUCUUCAGAGUUCUUAGAUCCUCAUAUACAGUACCUUUUUGUGAAGCCUUUUCCUUCCUACUUAGCCAUUUUUGCUUUAGAUCUCUCGUGUGACACGUUCCACCUGUUAAUAUUGUCAAUGUUGGGCUCUGUCCUCCUGGACUUUGGCCUCCAUGUAUAACUGAGGCCACAAAGCUGUGAUUAAUAGAAGACCGAUA